GAGGGAGCCCGCGGCCCGCACCCCGCGGCCCGCUCCCCGCGCGGCCCGCACCCCGCGGCCCGCCCGGCCCGGCCACACAAUAAAGUCCGGGGGCGGGCGGGCGGAGGUGGAGGAGGCCGGGCCGGGCGAGCGGCCGCCCCGCGCACCCACCGCCAUGUGAGCGGCGCCGCGGCCUCGCAGGACGCAAACUUUCCCCGGCGGCGGCGCCCCAACUUCCCGCCCCCAGGCCUGCCGCGCGGCGCCGAGACCCCUUAAAGAAGUGAACAGGUCAUGGCACGUUUAACAAAAAGACGACAGGCGGAUACGAAAGCUAUCCAGCAUCUUUGGGCAGCCAUUGAGAUUAUACGGAACCAGAAGCAAAUUGCCAACAUUGACCGUAUUACAAAGUAUAUGUCUCGAGUCCACGGUAUGCAUCCAAAAGAGACCACCCGUCAGCUGAGCCUGGCUGUGAAAGAUGGUCUCAUUGUGGAAACCCUAACAGUGGGCUGCAAAGGCUCAAAGGCUGGUAUUGAACAGGAAGGAUACUGGUUGCCAGGAGAUGAGAUUGCCUACAGUAUGCAGCCUUUCUCCAGGACAGCAGCCCCAAACAAGGACUGGGAAACAGAAAAUCAUGACUGGUAUUGUUUUGAAUGCCAUUUGCCUGGAGAGGUGUUGAUAUGUGACCUGUGUUUUCGUGUGUAUCAUUCCAAGUGUUUGUCUGAUGAGUACAGGCUUAGAGACAGCAGUAGUCACUGGCAGUGCCCAGUUUGCAGGAGCAUCAAGAAGAAACACACAAACAAACAGGAGAUGAGCACGUACUUGCGGUUCAUCGUGUCCCGCAUGAAGGAGAGGGCUAUAGACCUUAAUAAGAAGGGGAAGGACAACAAACACCCAAUGUAUCGGAGGCUGGUGCACUCAGCGGUGGACGUCCCCACCAUACAGGAGAAAGUGAACGAAGGGAAAUACCGCAGUUAUGAAGAGUUCAAAGCUGAUGCUCAGCUGCUUCUCCACAACACAGUGAUUUUCUACGGAGCAGACAGCGAGCAGGCUGACAUAGCACGGAUGCUGUAUAAAGACACCUGUCACGAGCUGGAUGAACUACAGCUUUGCAAGAAUUGCUUCUAUUUGUCAAAUGCUCGUCCUGACAAUUGGUUCUGCUACCCUUGUAUACCUAAUCAUGAACUGGUUUGGGCCAAAAUGAAAGGUUUUGGUUUCUGGCCAGCCAAGGUCCUACAGAAGGAGGACAACCAGGUUGAUGUUCGCUUCUUCGGUCACCACCACCAGAGGGCCUGGAUUCCCUCUGAGAACAUCCAGGACAUCACGGUCAACGUCCACCGGCUGCAUGUGAAGCGCAGCAUGGGCUGGAAGAAGGCCUGUGACGAGUUGGAGCUGCACCAGCGCUUCCUUCGCGAAGGAAGGUUCUGGAAGUCUAAGAAUGAGGACCGAGGAGAGGAGGAGGCAGAGUCCAGCAUCUCCUCCACCAGUAACGAGCAGCUAAAGGUCACUCAAGAACCAAGAGCAAAGAAAGGACGACGUAAUCAGAGUGUGGAACCCAAAAAGGAAGUAAGUGGCCCGCCUUGCAGUGUCCAGGUGGCACUGCAACAGGAAGUAUCUCCCAAGUUAUGGUCAAGACAGUUGGCUCCAACGUACGGCACUUGUGAAAAGGCACUGCCGUCAGAUAACAUCAACCAGGAACCAGAGCCUGAAACUGAAGCCGUGAGUUCCAGCCAGGAAAUCCCCACGAUGCCUCAGCCAAUCGAAAAGGUUUCUGUGUCCACUCAGACCAAGAAGUUAAGUGCCUCUUCACCAAGAAUGCUGCACCGAAGCACACAGACCACCGGUGAUGGAGUGUGUCAAAGCAUGUGCCACGACAAAUACACUAAGAUUUUCAAUGACUUUAAAGACCGAAUGAAGUCUGACCACAAGCGAGAAACAGAAAGAGUUGUACGAGAAGCUCUGGAAAAGCUCCGUUCCGAAAUGGAAGAGGAGAAACGACAAGCUGUAAAUAAAGCUGUAGCCAAUAUGCAGGGUGAGAUGGACAGAAAAUGUAAGCAAGUAAAGGAAAAGUGUAAAGAAGAAUUUGUAGAAGAAAUCAAGAAGCUAGCAACACAGCACAAACAACUGAUUUCUCAGACCAAGAAGAAGCAGUGGUGCUACAACUGUGAGGAGGAGGCCAUGUACCACUGCUGCUGGAACACGUCCUACUGCUCCAUCAAGUGCCAGCAGGAGCACUGGCACGCCGAGCACAAGCGCACCUGUCGCCGGAAAAGAUGAAGGCGGGUCUCGCGGAGCACCAGCGACGAGUACUCUUCUCAGACAAAGCGGUUUUUGUUUCCAAGAAGCCAAAAUUGUUUAGAAUUUGCUUCCCAUUUUGCACCAGCCUUUAAACACUUUUCGUGAAGAAAUUUUGCACAGUAGUUUAAAUCUUUUGUUAAUGCUCCUCCGGAGUUUUUCAGGGGGUAAAAGUAACAUCAGUGGAGGGUAUUAUUUUAAAUAAAUUUUAAUUGAGAAUUUGUUGCAUUUUCAGCAAAUUUUAAAACAUUUUUAGGUUUUACAGAGAUUUUAACCUUUAAACAACAGAUCUUUAAAAAACAACAGGUGAAUACAAGUGAGUUUAACAAAGAAACAUUUAAAAUAGAUCUGAAUGUAAGAACUACAGAACUGUUUCAGAAAUAAAACAUACUACCUUGAUGUGAAAUUUAUUUCUUAACCUUGUUGAGCUGGUUUUGUUCAGCUUAAUUUACUGUUUAAAGGCAUUAUCUAUCUAUUGGUUAUGCCAGUGGGUAUAUGAUUGAAUUUAGGGAACAGGGUUGACACAGCAGGUGCUAGUCCUGCGUAUUUUUUCUUAAAUAUUUCCCAAUUGUGUUUUUCAUUAUUUCUUUUCAAUAUAUAACUUUUAUAACAAAUUAUUAGCUUUGAUCUUGUAGUUUAAAAUUGCAGGGAACUGGGGUAAUCUUUUACUGAGCUGGAUCUUAGAGAAAAUGAAUAUUUAAAAUUUAAAGUUUGCACAUUUCAUCUUUGUCCUAACAUGAGUGCUUGUAACAAGAUAAACAAAAAAUAAAAAGCCAAAAACUACCUUUCUCCAUCCAUGAAAUUAUAGAUGAGGCAUACAAAUUUCUUUAAUGCUUCCCUUCCCUCCCCAAAUAUCAUCUGAUUGCCUAUUAUCUGGUGUCACCUCGUAUAUUGUAAAUUAAUACUGAAAGGAAAGAAAGCACUUAAGUUUCACAGAGGCCGUUAUGUUUGUAGUAAUGGGUCAUUGCCUACUAAUGAACUCCAUCACUGUACACAGAAUGAAGAAUAAUGCAUGUUAAUUUUCUUGUAUUAAAGAUGCCGUGAUUUGUAAAAAGUCUGUAUUUUGCGGAAUGUCUGGAUUAAGAAGCAUUACCAAUAGGAAUGGAUCGAUAGUUGAAUAAUGAUUUUUUUAUACAUAGAUAUAUAAAAUACAGCCAGGAAAAUGUUAAAUUACUUUUUUUUAAAAAAAAAAAAAUCUCGCCAUUUAUGUUUUUCAAAGACUGAUCUUAGACCAAGUCAAAUUCCCAUCUAUCAUUUAGUUAUUUUUUAAGGUUAGAGAAAUAAUUUGUAAAUAUUUAUUUAGACCUUUGAUAUUUAUUAAAGCAAUUACACACCAUGGAAGUGAAAGAAUCAGGAGGAAAACCUUUUAAAAAGUUUUCUCCAGGUUUGUCAGGGUCACUCUAAAGAUGAAAAUGUAACUAAGUCUUCUGUGAAAGAAUUCUCCAUCCAGUCCUGAUGCUGUUGAGGUGGUGACACAAGCUAACGCAGGCUGCUGCACCUGAAUUAGGCAGUGACUGGGCAUCUUGUUCCCUCCCUGUCACUGUGAUGCGUCCGCAUCGCCACGGUGCCGGUGCCGUGGUCUGAGUGAGAUCGUAACCGAGAACACUUACCUUCUCUGAUUGUUUUUCAAGUUUUAAAACUUCGAUCCACCCCUAUGAGAGCAAGUAUUGUGGAAAUAUUUUUGGUGUAAAAUCAUUCCAGAGUAUGUACUAUUUACCUGAUAGCUGCAUGAAAGUAAGAUUCGUGUUACUUUGGCUUUUUUGUCUCCGUUGACACGGUUGCAACAUUUCCAAGUUACUACAGUGUGAAAACUGUGUGUUUAAAAAAAAAAAAAAACAAAAUUAAAAAAAAGAGAUUGUGGCCUGGUUUUGUAAAAGUUUUAGGUAAAAUUACAACUGAUUGUUUUAGGAAUCACUAUUAAAAUUUUUUCUGCAAAUCAUAAAGCUAUAUCAAGGUGUUGAGCUUGGCCACUAUGCACAUUGUAAU
Molecule: messenger RNA, 4257 nt
Organism: Neofelis nebulosa (Clouded leopard)
Lineage: Eukaryota; Metazoa; Chordata; Mammalia; Carnivora; Felidae
Gene: ZMYND11
Product: zinc finger MYND-type containing 11
Exons: 16
Coding region: 271-2253 (660 amino acids)
Biological process (GO): regulation of transcription elongation by RNA polymerase II
Molecular function (GO): DNA binding; protein binding; transcription corepressor activity
Source: RefSeq, a predicted model, not a curated record